This is a messenger RNA of Rhinolophus ferrumequinum (greater horseshoe bat), 6582 nucleotides long. It is a transcript of the gene RBM27, whose product is annotated as RNA binding motif protein 27. The transcript is spliced from 21 exons. The record is from RefSeq and is a predicted model, not a curated record. Gene Ontology annotation, cellular component: nucleus. NCBI's taxonomy places the organism in Eukaryota, Metazoa, Chordata, Mammalia, Chiroptera, Rhinolophidae. Gene Ontology annotation, biological process: mRNA processing. Bases 177 to 3338 code for a protein of 1053 amino acids. Gene Ontology annotation, molecular function: metal ion binding; RNA binding.
UGAGGGCUCUUGGGUUAGUUCCUGUUAGGCCCCGGCCGGGGGAGUAGGUUGAAGUCUUUUAAGAUGCCGGGUGGGCUGGGGCACUGAGAACUGUGAAGAGGGCGUGAGGAGGCGGCGAGGGGAGACCCGCAGCAGGCCUGAACAAGAGCGGCGGCCGAGCCCGCCUUUCCUGCACCAUGCUCAUAGAGGAUGUGGAUGCCCUCAAGUCCUGGCUGGCCAAGUUAUUGGAGCCGAUAUGUGAUGCUGAUCCUUCAGCCUUAGCCAACUAUGUUGUAGCACUGGUCAAAAAGGACAAACCUGAGAAAGAAUUGAAAGCCUUUUGUGCUGAUCAACUUGACGUCUUUUUACAAAAAGAAACUUCAGGUUUUGUGGAUAAACUAUUCGAAAGUCUCUAUACUAAAAACUACCUUCCACCUUUGGAACCAGUUAAGCCUGAGCCAAAACCACCAGUCCAAGAAAAAGAAGAAAUUAAAGAAGAGGUAUUUCAGGAGCCAGCAGAGGAAGAACGAGAUGGCAGAAAAAAGAAAUAUCCUAGUCCCCAGAAGACUCGUUCAGAAUCUAGUGAACGAAGAACACGUGAGAAGAAAAGAGAAGAUGGCAAGUGGAGAGACUAUGACCGGUAUUAUGAGCGGAAUGAAUUGUACCGGGAGAAGUAUGACUGGAGGAGAGGCAGGAGUAAGAGCCGGAGUAAGAGCCGAGGCCUGAGUCGGAGUCGAAGCCGGAGCCGGGGACGCAGCAAAGACCGGGAUCCAAACAGGAAUGUUGCAGAGCACAGGGAAAGAUCCAAGUUUAAGAGUGAGAGGAAUGAUUUGGAGAGUUCGUAUGUGCCUGCACCUGCACCACCUCCAAACUCUUCCGAGCAGUACUCCUCGGGGGCACAGUCUAUUCCCAGCACGGUGACUGUGAUCGCACCUGCACACCACUCUGAAAACACAACAGAGAGUUGGUCUAAUUACUAUAACAAUCAUAGCUCUUCCAAUUCUUUUGGUCGAAACCCACCACCAAAGAGGCGAUGCAGAGAUUAUGACGAAAGAGGAUUUUGUGUACUUGGUGACCUUUGUCAGUUUGAUCAUGGAAAUGAUCCCCUGGUUGUUGAUGAAGUUGCUCUGCCAAGCAUGAUUCCUUUCCCUCCACCACCUCCUGGGCUUCCUCCUCCACCACCUCCUGGAAUGUUAAUGCCUCCGAUGCCAGGCCCAGGCCCUGGCCCUGGCCCUGGUCCAGGCCCAGGCCCAGGUCCAGGUCCUGGCCACAAUAUGAGACUUCCUGUUCCCCAAGGACAUGGCCAGCCUCCACCUUCUGUUGUGCUUCCCAUACCAAGACCACCCAUAACACAGUCAAGCUUAAUAAACAAUCGUGACCAGCCUGGGACAAGUGCAGUGCCCAAUCUUGCACCAGUGGGAGCAAGACUACCUCCUCCUUUACCCCAAAACCUCCUUUAUACAGUAUCAGAACGACAGCCCAUGUACUCUCGUGAACAUGGUGCUGCUGCAUCUGAGCGACUUCAGUUGGGGACACCGCCUCCUCUGUUGGCAGCUCGUUUGGUGCCACCUCGCAACCUCAUGGGAUCCUCCAUUGGGUACCAUACCUCAGUCUCCAGCCCUACCCCUCUGGUCCCAGAUGCAUAUGAACCAGAUGGUUAUAAUCCAGAAGCUCCUAGUAUUACCAGUUCUGGUAGAUCUCAGUACAGACAGUUCUUUUCAAGAACACAGACACAACGUCCAAACCUGAUUGGCCUAACAUCUGGAGAUAUGGAUGCAAAUCCAAGAGCUGCUAACAUUGUCAUCCAGACUGAACCACCAGUUCCUGUUUCAAUUAAUAGCAACAUAACCAGAGUAGUUCUUGAACCAGAUAGCCGAAAAAGAGCUGUGGGUGGUUUGGAAGGACCACUCACAAAGAAACCUUGGCUGGGAAAACAAGGGAAUAACAAUCAGAGUAAACCAGGAUUCUUGAGAAAGAAUCAGUAUACAAAUACCAAAUUAGAAGUCAAGAAAAUCCCUCAGGAAUUGAACAACAUUACCAAGCUCAAUGAACACUUCAGCAAAUUUGGAACUAUUGUUAACAUCCAGGUUGCUUUUAAGGGAGAUCCAGAGGCAGCCCUCAUCCAGUAUCUUACCAAUGAGGAAGCCAGGAAAGCCAUUUCCAGCACUGAAGCAGUUCUAAACAACCGAUUCAUUCGAGUCCUGUGGCAUAGAGAAAAUAAUGAGCAACCAGCACUACAGUCCCCAACACAGCUGCUCCUGCAACAACAGCAAACACUUAGUCACCUGUCCCAGCAGCACCAUCACCUGCCACAGCACCUUCAUCAGCAGUCUUCUCCCUCAACGGUACAUGGAGGUAUCCAGAAGAUGAUGAGCAAACCACAGACACCAGGUGCAUAUGUUCUUAACAAAGUUCCUGUUAAACACCGUCUGGGACAUGCCAGUGGUAACCAGAGUGAUACGGCCCACUUGUUGAAUCAGUCCAGUGGUGGUGGAGAGGAUUGCCAGAUAUUUUCAUCUCCAGGCCAUCCAAAAAUGAUUUACAGCUCUUCAAACUUAAAGACUCCUUCAAAACUUUGUACAGGGUCUAAAUCUCAUGACGUUCAAGAAGUUCUUAAAAAGAAGCAGGAAGCAAUGAAGCUACAGCAAGAUAUGAGGAAAAAGAGACAAGAAGUGUUAGAAAAACAAAUAGAAUGCCAAAAGAUGCUAAUAUCCAAGCUAGAAAAAAACAAAAACAUGAAACCAGAAGAGAGAGCAAACGUAAUGAAGACUUUGAAAGAGCUUGGAGAAAAGAUCUCACAAUUAAAAGAUGAAUUAAAAACAUCUUCUGCAGCCUCCACACCAUCUAAAGUAAAGACCAAAACAGAGGCCCAGAAAGAGCUAUUAGAUACUGAACUGGAUCUUCACAAGAAGCUAUCCUCAGGAGAAGAUACAACUGAGUUACGGAAAAAACUCAGUCAGUUACAGGUUGAGGCUGCCCGAUUAGGUAUUUUGCCUGUGGGUCGAGGAAAGACCAUGUCCUCCCAAGGUCGAGGAAGAGGCCGAGGUCGAGGAGGUCGAGGAAGGGGCGCACUGAAUCAUAUGGUGGUGGACCAUCGCCCCAAAGCACUGACAGUUGGGGGAUUCACCGAAGAGGAAAAAGAUGAUUUACUUCAGCAUUUCUCAGCUUCAAACCAAGGGUCAAAAUUCAAAGACCGUCGGCUACAAAUAUCAUGGCACAAAUCCAAGGUGCCUUCUGUAUCCACGGAGACUGAGGAAGAAGAAGUCAAGGAGGAGGAAACAGAAACCUCAGAUUUGUUUUUGCAUGAUGAUGAUGACGAAGAUGAAGAUGAAUACGAGUCUCGUUCAUGGCGAAGAUGAAAUCUGAUACGAGCUGUAUAAUUUUUAGGAAUAUUGUUUAGAAGAACAACUUUUUAAAAUUAUUUAAAGAAGUCAAUGAGCCAAAAAUUUUUUUUUAUUUUUCUUUUCAACACAGUAGAUUUAAGGACAGCAAGUUUGCUAUUUAAACACAUCUCAUAACUGUUCAUGAUAUUAAAGCACCAAAGGCCUAGUGACUUUUACACAGUUGUGAAGAUCCACAGGAAUGACAUGGAUAUUCUCUAGAGCCUUAUUUUCCACACCACCUGUUUUUGUUGGUAUUGGUGUUGGAUUAUGUUGUAAAUGACAGGGUUUUCAGAAAUUUUAUUUUGGAUUAUAAUCUGAUAAAAUUUCAUUAAAUGUCAAAAUCGCCUGGAAUCUCUUAACUCUUAGCUAUUAUGGAUGGGUUGUCAGACAGUAGGAGAUAUUUGUAAUUAAAAUAGCCUUUUGCUUUCAAGAGUUGUCUUGGAAGAAAAGUAAAUUUAUUUUAAUUUUUUUUACUGAGGAGGAGCCCAAUUUGUAUUUCAUCUAAAAUUUUUUGAUGGGGGGUUAUGUGCAGUAGUAAGUACUAUUUUAAUGUAAAUCAUAACAAACUGUGUUCUUAAAUGCUGUAAGGUAAUGGCAGCGCCAUGGUGUUUUCAUCUGUCAUCAUAUUAACUCUCUCGGACUGCUGCUGCUGAUCCUUAAUUUGCUUUGAAAUUAGUAAGCAUUGGUUCAGUUGGUCCUUUUUUAAAAAAAACAAAACAAAACAUCAGAAUGUAAAAGGCUGUUACCUCUUGACCCCUUUCUCUUUACCAUUUUCUUUUUCCUGCCUUUUUAUUAAUAGGCCUGACUUACCCACUAUUGAGAUAAGUGAUUCUUUUGGGCCACCAAAAGUCAACCCCCAAUAAAAAGUUUAAACCAGCACCUUGAUAAAUAAGUGUUUUGAAGAGAAUAAUGGAAGGAUUUGUGGCGGAGAGUCAGUCACCAGCUUUUUUUUUUUUUUUUUAAAUCUUCAGUUUAGUUAAUAGUUAUACAAAAGAGUUAAAAAGUGUCCAAAAAAAUUUUUUUUUUUUUAAAUUUGUUUCCAAAAUUUAAACCAUGAUGAUGAAGUGAUGGGGUAGGGUGGGGGUGGGACAGGGUAGGGGGCAUGGGUAUGCUAGUAAUAAAUGGGAGUCAUAACUUGACUGAUCAGAUGACCUUAUUUUUUGAUAAUUUUGUAGCUUGUUGCUAUCCAUGAACAUAUGCAUCCUCCAGUAGACAGUUUCCUUCACUGUGUGCAUUUUUACUGUACACUGUAUAGAGUAGAGUAUCUGUUAAGUAAAAUAUAUAUGUAAAUUUAUGUCCUUGUGUUCUGAAUGUUAGAUGGAAAAGCAGAGGAGCAACACUACACUGUAUUGACCCCUGGGGAAAUAAAAUGAUUAAUGUACAUAGGAUGUCACUUUUUCAAGGAUAUACACAUCUAUGUUUUUGUAUGUGUGUGGUGUGAAAAUUUGAAACUUCCUGUUGGCUUCAAAAGGUUCUUGGUGAUCACUAUAUAAAGGAUUUUGUUUCCUUAGGUAAAGACUAUUUCUCAAAAUAGCAACUAUUCACUAAGAAACUUAAAACCAUCAGGACUCUAGAUUUACUUAGCUACAAGAAGUUUAAUCCCACGUUCUGAUUAUCUUUUCUACGUAUUUUCCUGGAAUGAUGUGUCAAACCAGGAUCAUUUUUUUAAGUUCAUGUAAUUUCCCCUUCAUCAUAAUAAGGACUUCCUCUUCCUAGGUUGUUAAUAUACUUCUGAUAACACUGAAACUAAAAUAAGCUUAUAACAGAAUGGAAAACAUUACAAUGGGGUACCUAGAAUAAGCAAUCUUGCUCCUUCCUCCAUCAUCUCUUAAUGAAAUUUUCUUGAUGUCUGUGGCUCAGUCGGUAUAUAUUUUGAAAGAUUCAUUGUGGUGAAUAUUUUGAGUCCUGACAGUUUAAACGUGAUAGAGGGAACAAAGGAUUUAUAUAUUUUUUGUACAAAGUUUUUUCUUAAACUGUAUAAUUUUGUAAAUAAUUUGUUGGUUUUUUUUGUGUACUAAAACUACCAGCGUAUAGAUUUCAAUAAGAAUUGUUGUAUUUUUGUAUUUGGAAACUGAAAAUUACAGUAAAUUAAUGGAGCUGUAAGAAAAUUUUCAGUAGACUGACAGUUCAACAGAAUGAGAUUCCUUUUCAUAUGAUUUUUUAACCUCAAAAUUGACAUCUUAUUAUACUCAGUACAGAGAGAGUUGAGGAUCUGUUUGAUUUUUUUAGUUAUUGGGGGGGGGGUAAAAGAAGAGUGUUAAAGUAAAGAAUAGAUAGCUACUUUUUCCAGUAAGAUUUGAGGCCCUUUGUGUAAAACUUCAUUUUUAAUACAUCUUAAAUAGGAGUAAAUACUUUAAAAAUGUUCUUUCUAAGAAUUCUUAAAACACGUUUGACUCAAAAAUGAAUUCAAAAUAUGGGUUAAAUAUUAGGAAAUUUAAGUUAAUGUUAGAAUAAAAUAGUUGAAUAUAUACAUAUAUAUAUAUAUUAUAUGUAUUUUGUUUGUUUUCCUUUAGGAUUUUUUUAUCCCCACCCUCAUAUCCCUAAGCGUUUAGAGUUUCUCUUAAAAGUGAGUAACUACCAUGAUUUGUUUUCUUGGCAUCUUCAUUUACAGAAAUAAAAUAGACCAACUGAGGCAAAUUCUGUUCUUUUUAAUGUGUAUGACAUCUUUCUAACUAGCUACGAGGUAACCAUCAAUCCAGCUAGGUCAGCCUGGUUUACUAGUGGACUGCUGCCCAAGCUUAGAACGGUAACCCCAGGGAAUGCAGAAUUUCCCUCAAUUUCUUCAUGUUGUAACAGUGGGAAAACAUUGUCACUAGCUAAUAUGAUAAAUUGGAAAACAGUCUUGUUAGAGUGAAAAAGGUCCAUAGUGAUGGAUCAUUAUUUCAAAAAGAAGAAAAAAAUCAUGUGAAAAGGAAUAGUGGUUCCUCUUGAUGUAUAGUAUGCCUGUAUUAUAGUUUUUACAAAAUUGUGAACUUGUGUAAUAGUAUAAUAGGAGAUACUGUUGAAUUUCUAACUGUUUAUACAUUUAAAUUGAUAUAUGUAAUGUUUGUUUUAUCGAUUACAGUCUGAAUUUCUAAGAAGCAUGUUGACUUUUGCAAUAAAGAUGCAAUAUGGAAUGGUUCACAAUUGGGAAAAAAAAGAAAAAAGAGAAAAGCAUUACGAAUUUAAAAGAAUUUGGAAAAUUUAUGAACCAUUCCAAAAAUUAUAACAAUCACCAAAA